Molecule: messenger RNA, 5171 nt
Organism: Amphimedon queenslandica
Lineage: Eukaryota; Metazoa; Porifera; Demospongiae; Haplosclerida; Niphatidae
Product: kinesin-like protein unc-104
Exons: 46
Coding region: 45-5009 (1654 amino acids)
Biological process (GO): microtubule-based movement
Molecular function (GO): ATP binding; microtubule binding; microtubule motor activity
Source: RefSeq, a predicted model, not a curated record
GAGCUGAACUUCCAGUUACUUACCAGUAGCUGCUGUUGAUCAUAAUGUCUUCAGUAAAGGUAGCUGUCCGUGUGAGGCCUUUCAACAAGAGAGAGAUCAGCCAUUCGGCCUCAUGUGUCAUCUCAAUGAGCGGCCAACAGACCGCUAUAGAAAAUCCGAAAAUGCUAGGAGAGCCCCCAAAGUCUUUCGUUUUUGACUACUCGUACUGGAGCCACACAGAUAAAUCCGAUCCGAACUUUGCAUCUCAAGAUCAGGUCUAUGGUGACAUUGGUAAAGAAAUGCUCCAUCAUGCCUUUGAAGGGUAUAAUGUCUGUAUAUUCGCAUACGGUCAGACUGGGUCUGGCAAAUCCUACACGAUGAUGGGUAAAGUUGAAGAAGGAGAGAAAGGGAUCAUACCGAGGACCUGCGAGGAAAUGUUUGAUAAGAUUGUCUCAACGACUGACCCUAGCCUCUCAUACUCUGUAGAGGUCAGUUAUAUGGAGAUAUACUGUGAGAGAGUGAGAGAUCUCCUCAAUCCAAAGUCCUCCGGUAAUCUUCGGGUACGAGAGCAUCAAAAGCUAGGACCUUACGUCGAGAACCUUGCUAAACUAGCAGUGACGUCUUUUGCUAACAUUAAUGGGCUAAUGGACGAAGGAAACAAAGCAAGGACUGUUGCAGCUACUAACAUGAAUGAGACCAGUAGCAGAUCACAUGCUGUCUUCACCAUCAUACUCACACAAAGGAAGAAAGACUCUAUGACUGGACUAGUAGCAGAAAAGGUUAGCAAGAUUAGUUUAGUUGAUUUGGCUGGUAGUGAGAGAGCUAAGGACACUGGAGCUGAAGGGAAGAGACUCCAGGAGGGAGCUAAUAUAAACAAGUCACUGACGACAUUAGGCAAAGUCAUUCAUGCUCUUGCAUCAGCAAAGAAGAAAGGAGACUUUGUGCCUUACAGAGACUCAGUCCUUACCUGGCUACUCAAAGAAAACCUUGGUGGUAAUUCAAGGACAGCUAUGAUAGCUGCCAUCAGUCCAGCACAAAUAAACUAUGACGAAACACUCAGUACUUUAAGAUAUGCUGAUCGUGCAAAACAGAUAAUGUGUAAAGCUGUUGUCAAUGAGGAUCCUAAUGCUAAAGUAAUGUGUUCUCCUCAUCUUGUUAAUCUAAACGAGGACCCGCUAAUGUCCGAAUGUUUGUUGUAUUAUUUAAAAGAAGGUGUCACUAAAGUGGGUCAAGUUGGUGACAUACAAUUAUCAGGAGAUUUCAUACUAGACCACCACUGCUCACUUAUACAUGAAAACGGUGAAGUGAGUAUAGUCCCCAGUGAGAAUAGCAUUACGUUUGUUAACGGACAACUGAUAACUGAGUCAUUGACACUGUCAACUGGAUCAAGAAUAAUAUUAGGGAAUAAUCAUGUGUUUAGAUUCACCCAUCCUGAACAAGCAAGAGCUUUGAGAGCCAGUAGACAGACAAACACGUCUUUAGAAGGUCCAGAAGGUCCCCCUGGGAUAAAGGUCACGUCAGAUUCUUCAGUGUCCCUCCCUUCCUCUCGUCCUGCUUCUCCCGGGCUCCUCGGGGGCCCCCUAGGAGUCGACUGGGGUUUCGCUAAGCACGAGUUGCUGCAGAAGACUGGGUAUGACAUUGGGAAGGAGAUCGAGGAGAAGGAGAAGCAGUUUGAAGAGAAAGAAAAGAAAUUUGAAGAAAAGAUCACAGAGUUAGAGGAGGAGAAGGCUCAAGCAGUAGUACAACUGGCCCAGGCUGCAGAAGAGAAAGCUCAAGUAGAAGAGUUAUUAGUACUACAGAAAAAGGAGUUUGAGAAACAUUUGGAGGAAAUAACAUUUGAGCAGCAGAAGACCCAGUCGGUGAUUGAAGAGAGACUGGUGGAACAGUUUAAGAAAGAAAUGGAAACUAAACUACAAGCCAAAGUGGAAGAAGUUGAGACUCUAAAGAAAGAGAAUCAGGAAAGAGUGGAGGCUGAGAUUGAAGAGAAAUUGACUCAGAAGUUUCAAGAAGAGCUACAGACACAGCUGGAAGCAAAAGCACAAGAAGUGGCCUCACAGAAAGAAAAAGAACUGCAGGAGAUUAUGGAGGACACUCAGUCAAGAGCACACACUCAAGCAAAAGUUGAAGCAGAAGAAUUGUUCCAGAAACAAAGACAAGCUUAUGAAAUGAAGAUAUUAGAAAUGGAGGCUCUUAUACAAAAGAGAAGAUCAGAAAGUUUAGCAUACAUACCACCAGUUGAGGAAGAACCAAUGAAAGGACUUGAACCUCAUCAGGUAGAAAUUGCAAGAAAAGCUAUUUCAAUUUGGAAGCAAUACAGGCACACAUCACUAAAGAAUGAGUUACGUGCUAAUGCGUCAUUGCUUAAAGAAGCUAAUGCCAUUAGUCUUGAACUACGUAAAAACGUGACAUUUCAGUUUACACUUUUAUCAGACACCUGCUACUCACCUUUACCACUGGCUGUCGCAUCAGGUGCUGAUACAGAUUUGGAUUCAGAUGAUGCUAAAGAAGCAUUGCUAGCCUAUCAGAGUGGGAGUAUGGGUAGAGUAGGAGGACCAGUACUGGCAGUGGAAGUGAGAGAUGGGAAGCACGGAUCAACUCACAUCUGGUCUAUGGAUAAACUGAAGCAGAGACUGAUGACAAUGAGGGAGAUGUACCAGUCCAGUCAGUGUCCUGAUGAUGAUGACCUCUCCUCUCACCUCCUCCUUCAAACUGGUGACCCAUUCUAUGACCACAGCUCAUGGUUCAGGUCAAUAGGACACUCCUACGUGUUUCUAAGUAACCUGUUAGUCCCUGUGUCACUCGUGAGGAAAGUGGCGAUAGUCGGGGAGAAGGGAGAGGUCAAAGGUCACCUGACUGUAUCUAUAAGAUACAUGGCAGAAAGAGAGAUGGAUGAGAAGAGCAUAGCUGAGGCGGUUUCAAUAAAAUUCGAUGAAAAUCUAAGCAGACAAACUCUUAGUAGUGUUUCCAGUGAGCACUUGUUUAAGAUUGUCGAUCCUUUGACUGAAGAGAAAGCGAAAUAUGCAAGUAAUGAUGAGUUCCUUGAACGCAGCUUUGAAUUGGCAGAAGAAGCAACUUUUGAUUCUCCAACUCAUUCAGGUCCUGCCAUAUUUGUCAAUGAUAAAGAAGUCAAGUUGACUGAUAAUGCAAGGAAGAGACAGCAGGCAGUCCCAGCUUCAACUGAUGCUAGUGAAGUGUUCACUUACAAGCAGUGCAGUGUACCAAUGAUGAAUGGAAAGUUUGUUAAAGACCUUGUUCCUUCUUCCGAUUGUUUUGGUAAUGGGAAGGAAAAGUUUUAUUUCAGAGUGACUGUAAUACAGGCCACUGGUAUACCAAGAGAAUUCUCUGAUGUCUUUGUACAAUACAAGUUUCUCAGUAAGACCGAGAGAGUAUUCUCUACUCCUCCACUUCACAAUGAUCAUCAAGAACUAGCCCUUGGCUUUUAUCACAUGCAAAACUUCAGUGUUAAUGUUAAUGACCAGCUAAUACACUACCUGAGGCAUUACCCGUUGAUACUUGAAGUGUUUGGACACUAUCAACAGUUUCCUGACAAUCCUUCAUCCUCCACUGGGAGGAGAAAGAGCGACUUUAAUCUGUCACCAAGCAUGCAGAAGAGACCAUCACCAGUUCGUUCACUAAUGACUCCUUUAUAUGACACAGCAGGUUCAAUGCAUUCUUUUGCUGAAGUUGAUGUUUUAUUUCAUUUGGAGAUAUUGGAACUAACGCCUAAUGGAGAGUAUAAAGGUGUUCCAGUGGAUCACUCCAAUGAUAUAUCUUGUUUCCUCUUGUCUCAAGGGAUUCAAAGGAGGAUUAGAAUGAGCCUAUUGUAUGAAGCAGGGUCUGAACUCUACUGGAGCAAAGUCAAUGAAAUUGCUAUUGGUCGUGUGAGGAGUAACGAAAAUGAAGUGAUUGAUGAUUCUAAUCAAGUUCUGUCUCUUAGCUCUUUCACUCCAUCAUUGCAUGGACCAGACAGUGACGGAAUGUUGUGUUACUGUAUUGAAACUGCUUGGGAUAGUUCGUUACAUGAGAAUAUUCUAUUGAAUAGGAUUACACCAUCAGGAGAAUAUGUAUACAUAGCUCUAUCAGUUUAUAUUGAGUUUGACAAUGGCUCACAACCUGCUUGUUUCACUAAGGACAUCACUCUAAGGAUAUUUGGUCGAGAUUCUAAACCACAACCAUCCAAAUCAUUCUUCAGUUUCUUUACUGGAGGAAAUAAAUCAAACCCAGAGAAUUAUAGAACUGUCAGCAUAUUUGAUGUGUCUCUACGUAAGACAAUGGACAAAACUCCAGAGCAUCAGUUAUCGGGUGAGAUUGAUCCAUUAUACGAUGAAGGUGGAAGACGUGCAAAAAGGUUAAGAAGGAACUCGUUGAUAAAGGAUCACGGGGAACUAGUCCAGAAAUUGAGAAUGAUAGAAGAGAGUGAAAAGUUAAGGCACAUGUUACAUUUAAGGCAGAGACUUCACGACUUACACGCACUCCAGCCGGACAUGAUGGUACCCGAAUACAUUGAGCUGACAUUAUCUGAUGAAGACAAGGCCUCGCUAGUUGAGAGAUGUGUAUACCUGCUCCUUAAUGGGAAGCAAUGCACUGAUGAACAAUCAUCACUAUUAGGACUGGAUGAUGAUAGACUGAGUAUAGCCAGCUCCUCCUACACUACAGUGUCAAGAAGAUCCAAUAAAUACAGUGUUGCUCCUCCAGUUUGUGUACCAGCAGUCCAAGACAAAUCCUUCAUUAAAAGCAAUUCAGUAAGCAAGAGAGGAGAUCUUUUGUUCCAUCAUGAGGAGGAAAAGCAAUGGAUUAGAAGAUAUGUGGUUGUCAGAAGACCUUAUGUAUUGAUAUACAAUAAUGAUAAAGACAUGGUUGAAAGAGGGAUGAUUAAUCUAGCUAGAGCUAAAGUUGAAUAUACCGGCUUUAUGAAACUCAAUACUAAUAAUAAUUUCCAGAUAUACACAAAGUUUAGGAGCAUACUACUACAGACAACAGAUAAGGAUUUAUUUGAUUGGCUGAAUGCUCUAGAUCCACUACUGGCAUGAACUAUAAGAUCACAAGAAAAUACAAGAAGAAGAUCAAGUUAAUACAAUAAUAUUAUGACAUUACACAAAAAGAUAAACAAUGUUAAUAAUAAUAAUAAUAACACUAUUUAUGAUUUUUAGUUGAUUUUUAAAUGAUAUUCUAGUAACUGAUCAUCAGUGAGA